This is a messenger RNA of Zasmidium cellare ATCC 36951, 687 nucleotides long. RefSeq lists its product as uncharacterized. The transcript has a single exon. Bases 1 to 687 code for a protein of 228 amino acids. Lineage: Eukaryota; Fungi; Ascomycota; Dothideomycetes; Mycosphaerellales; Mycosphaerellaceae. The record is from RefSeq and is a predicted model, not a curated record.
AUGGCACACUGGUGGCACCCCGAGCCAUACGCCGAAGACUACCAGCAAGCAGCCUACAAUGGCUUCCCUUUCCUCCCCGAAUUCGGCCAUCGCCGCACUGCACCUCGCGAAGAACCCUUCGUCCACUGGCGUCCAUCAGGUGCCGGUGGUCGUGGCUGGUAUCAAGGAGGUCGUAAGCUUCAUGGAUUCAAGUCGAAGAAGUACUGGGCUCGGCCAGUCGAUGGCGCUCGUCGUGGUACUCUGGGUCGCAUCAAAGACGGCCUGACAGGUGAAGGACCCGACAUCUUCGUCGUCGCAAACGGAGACCGCCGCACCCUCCACCGCGACAUGCCGUCUCGCAACCACUGGAGCCACUGGGACAGCACCGGGCUGCGCUGGCUUGACGAUGGAAGAGAUGCAAACUGGCGCAGUCCAGUCGAGGAUAUGGAUUGGUAUCCGCCAGGUAACUUGGGGUCGACGCCGUGGGCGCGGAGAGAUCGUGAUGAGGUGUACAAUUUCCGGACGAGGAGGUAUGAUGAUCUUCGGCCGGGCAACCAGUGGAAGUUUUGGAGUGAUGCGCAUUGGCCCAAGGGGCAGAGGAAGAGGUAUGGUGUGCCGACUGCGUGGAGGGAGUGGGAUGGGCAUUGGAAUACGACGGUUGAUGGGAGUGCUGGACGGUGGCCUGGUGGUAGGCCUUUGCGGUGUUGA